This is a messenger RNA of Paramormyrops kingsleyae, 1681 nucleotides long. Lineage: Eukaryota; Metazoa; Chordata; Actinopteri; Osteoglossiformes; Mormyridae. The record is from RefSeq and is a predicted model, not a curated record.
AUGUCUCACAGCUCGACGGCCGUGGGCUGCUGGGGGACAUUGGCGGUGCUCAUGGGCCUCAUGCUGGUCCCCUGCCUGGGGGAGCUAUGUCUGUUGGAGCCCUGUAGCAGGAACAGCAGCACCAGCAUCAACCAGCAGGAUUCUGAAUCCUCUGACACGGCCAUGGUCAACCCUCGCAUCUCGUGGCUGCUCUUCAGACUGAACUCCAACAAAGGAGACAACAGGAAAACGAAACCUCAAAAGAAACCUUCCAAGCUCUCCCUCCAGCUGUGUGACAGCAUACUGAUUGGCUGCUCUCUCCCUCCCCACACAGAGGUGGCUGUCACUGCUGGGACCCUGGACACCAGUGGAGGCUGCCUGCUCUGUGACCAGCUCCCACGAGUAGGGACGGCUUUCCAUUGCCGGUUGCUACACAACUUGCCUGUACCACGGAGAAGCCUUGUGGAACUGCAGCCGUUCGGCGCCCCUCCAGACGCGGAGAGCCAGUUCCAGAGAGGUCAGGGCUUCAACUCCAGCAGUGGGCGCUAUACCGCUCCCGUCUCUGGGUUUUACCACGUUUCCGGAAGCCUGCUCAUCGAGCCCAGUGAGAACCAACGUAAGACUCAGCCGCGGCAGAAAGACUGGAUCAAGGCAUCCAUCUGCAUAGAGUCACUCUGUCACAGUAACCUGUCCCUGGAGGCCAUGGGAGGUGCAAGUCAAGUUGGGGGUGUCUACAGUAUCCUGUUGACAGGAACCCUUUACCUGCAGGCAGGUGAAUACGUCUCCAUCUUCGUAGACAAUGGAACAGGCUCUGCAUUCAUUGUCCAAAAAGGGACCUUGUUUUCUGGGAUCCUAUUGGGAGUCUGAAUUAACCUAGACACACAAGAAAGACAUAAGAGCCAGACAAAGGAGAAAGCACCUAGACUGAGAAAGGCUGCAAACUGAAAACCUGUCUGGACUGGAAACAAGCUUCUAACUCCAGGCGCUAACUGUGGUCACCACAUAACAUCACCAUGGAAACUCUACUCCGGCAACAGGUCUGCCAGUAACCUUUGUAAAUACACAGUGAAGUGCUUUUAAUGAUUGGUGUAUAUAGAAAUGUAUUUUUUAAAAUCUCUCUCAUUAAUCAAGCAUUUAACAUGUCAGUUCAAGUCUUUAUUUAAAUACUUUUAGAGCUUAAUUGUUGUUUUUUUUUUACUAGGUUUUUGGUAUUGAUGAUAACUUUGUGCAUUAUACUAUUUACAUGUAAAACAGCAGAGGUGAAGAUGUGCACUUGUGUUUUACAAGUUAGGUCUUUAUUAAACACUUUGUACCAAAAAAAGUGAUUAGGAGAACUCAGGUUGAGGCUGAGGACACCCAGCCUGGAUUAUAUCCUUCUCUGAAAACGUUUAUUUGCAGUGGGGCAUUUUUAUAGGUGAAAACACUCAGAUACCAUUGUGGAACUAUUUACUUAAAGAAUUCACAGUUUUAUGUGUAAAUUGUACAUGGUGUGAUGCAUGAAAUAGCCAAGAACUUAUUUUUAUGUUGUGUGUAAUGCAGAGCUUUAAAAUGUUUUUUUCCAUGAGUGCUUACCAAUAUGGAAGAGUUGAUUGUUUAUGAGAAACCUUGGACUUUGAGCCCAAAGUUCAAAAGCCAGUAUCACUGUGUAGUGAUUCUCUUUCCUGUGUUGACAAAUACAGGUGAAUAAAUAAAUACAACACAA